Molecule: messenger RNA, 1285 nt
Organism: Mytilus californianus (California mussel)
Lineage: Eukaryota; Metazoa; Mollusca; Bivalvia; Mytilida; Mytilidae
Product: low molecular weight phosphotyrosine protein phosphatase-like
Exons: 6
Coding region: 72-548 (158 amino acids)
Biological process (GO): protein dephosphorylation
Cellular component (GO): cytoplasm
Molecular function (GO): non-membrane spanning protein tyrosine phosphatase activity; acid phosphatase activity
Source: RefSeq, a predicted model, not a curated record
ACUUUCGGAUAACUCUCUUCGUUUCGGAAUCCACCAGCAGUCUUCCUAAAAAGCAUUUUAGUUGCAGGAAAAUGUCAAAAAAGCAUUCAGUUUUAUUUAUUUGCCUUGGAAAUAUCUGUAGAUCACCAAUAGCAGAAGCUGUUUUUCUGAGGUUACUUAAAGAAAAAAAGCAGGAACAGAAUUGGGAUGUUGAUAGUGCAGCUAUGGGAGACUGGCAUCUUGGAUUGGGACCAAAUGAACGUACAGUUGUGACAUUGAAGAAAUUUGGAAUAACAGAUUACAAGCAUAUAGUUAGACAGAUUAAGCCACAAGACUUUGAAAGAUUUGAUUAUAUAUUUGGAAUGGACCAUCAGAAUAUGAGUGAUUUAGAAGGUAUAAAGCCUAAGAACUGUCAUGCUAAAACAGUACUGCUUGGUGAAUAUGAUCCCCAGAAAGAGCUUAUUAUUGUAGAUCCAUAUUUUGGCAAUGAUAUGAAGGAUUUCGAUAAAGUUUAUGAACAGUGUUGUAGAUGCUGUGAAGGAUUUUUUAAUGCUGUAACUGGAUCUUAACAAAUUAUCAUACAGUAGAUUUAAUUACCUGAUAAAUGAAAAAAAUAUAUUUCAUGUUUAUUUAUGGAAAGGAAUGUUUGUCCUAGCAUGGGUAUUUUCUUUACAUUUUUAAGGCUUUAAAAUAUUGUAUGGCUUAAACAGAUUACGUCAGAUUUUUAUAAAAAUGAUUUGCAUAUUCUUAUUGGUUAAAAGGACAUGUAGCUUUAAUAUAUCAGAUCAGUCCUCUCAACUAAUGGAAUACAUUAUAAAAAUGUAUGACUGAUAAAGCUACACUUUUAUAUUCAUUUUUCAUUUCACCUAGCUUGCUAUUUUUCUUUAAUGUAAUAUUUUAUUAAUUUAUUUUUCUAAAUCAACAAAAUAUAUGACUUAAGUUUUGCCAGCAUUCAUAUUUUUGUCGAAGGAGGAUGAGAUUUAAAAAGGUACAAAAUAUGUCAAGGUCAAAGUUCUUUUGAAUUGAAACUUUAGUUACAUUUGAUGUCAGUUUUAUAAACAUAUUUAUAGCUGGUGCUACUGUUGUAAAUUUAAGUGCUCAUUUAAAGACCAUACCAACAAUAUGUUUUGAUAUCAAAAGUAUUUUGCAAACCAAACAAAUUGUAAAAAGUUGCAGUAUUUUUCUUCUUUUUUUUUGAGUUGACUGUAAUAUGUCUACAAGACUUGGGGUAAUGCAUAUUUUGGUGCAGGUGAACUAUUGUAUGGUGAAUAGUCAUUUUCUUAAUCAUAAAAGCAUCCAUUCUGCA